Messenger RNA from Camelina sativa (false flax), 5095 nucleotides. NCBI's taxonomy places the organism in Eukaryota, Viridiplantae, Streptophyta, Magnoliopsida, Brassicales, Brassicaceae. The record is from RefSeq and is a predicted model, not a curated record.
GAAAAUAGAAAAUAGGGUAUUAGGCAUCAGGAGGCGGCGGAGAGCAAAACCGGGAAACACUCGAUCAACGAGCACAAGCCGCCGCCGUACAGUCUCUGCACAUUAGUCUCCAGAGAGACAGAGAAACCCUUAAAAAAACGAUGGUGAAGAAGAAGAAGAGUACGAAACAUAUUACUCUCUGCGAAACCACUGAGGCUUGGGCCACUAAGCUCCUUGAGGAGUUUCGCGCCUCCGGGAACGAUUCUUACGCCUUUGAGCAGCAUCUUACAAAUGGCGAACGUGGCAUUAUCCAUCAGAUGUGCCGACGGAUGGGUCUCCAAUCAAAAAGUCACGGGAGUGGGGAAGAAAGGCGUCUAACUCUUUUCAAAAGUAAAGCUGGGAGUGGAGACGGCAUUUCAAAGUCAGAGAGCAAGCAUAAGUAUGAAACCAGAAAUCAUGAAGGAAGAGAAGGAGAUGGCUUUUCAAAUUCAUACAGUAAGCAUAAGUAUGAAACCAGAUUUCAGAAAGGAGGCGCUCCAAGAAAGAAGAUGAUACCCCAAGAGAAGCUCAAAUGUGUGUCAUUUCCACCUGAGGCAAAAGCUGUUCUCCACGACUUAUUUACUCGCUUUCCACCUUGUGAUGGCGAUACUACUGGGACAUUAUUGGGCGUAUAUACUGGAAACGCCCGCAAUAAUUGGAAAGAUGACUUCUUCCUGAAACCUCAGUUGACAAAAAACGAUAUUAAAAAGAACGCGGCAUCUCUGAAUUCUAGACUGGAAACAGAUAAAUGUUUUCGACAGAUCUUUGAAGCACGAGCAAAGCUUCCCAUCACAUCUUUUCGCGACGCCAUUAUAUCUGCAGUGGAAUCCAAUCAGGUUGUUCUUAUUGCUGGUGAAACUGGUUGUGGGAAAACUACUCAGGUGCCUCAAUAUCUUCUAGAUCAUAUGUGGUAUAGUAAGCAAGAAGCGUGCAAAAUCAUUUGCACCCAACCACGUCGUAUCUCAGCUAUUUCAGUUUCUGAUAGAAUAUCUUGGGAAAGAGGUGAAACUAUUGGGAAAACCGUCGGCUACAAGGUUCGACUGCAAAGUGAAGGUGGAAGAGGGUCAUCUGUUGUUUUCUGUACAAAUGGCAUUCUAUUGAGGGUGCUUAUAGGCAAAGGCGUGAACAGCUGUGUUCCUGAUAUAACUCACAUUAUUGUGGAUGAAAUCCAUGAAAGGGACUCCUACUCUGAUUUCAUGUUAAUGAUUUUAAGAGACUUGCUUCCAUCUAAUCCUCAUCUCCGACUGAUUUUAAUGAGUGCUACUCUUGAUGCUGAGAGGUUUUCGGAAUAUUUCGGAGGUUGCCCGGUUGUCCGAGUGCCUGGAUUCACUCAUCCAGUCCGAACCUUUUUUCUGGAAGAUGCACUUUCUGUCCUGAUAUCAGACAAGAAUAAUCAUCUACUUUCUGCUGACUCGAACUUACCAAGUAACAAGCAUGAUUUUAAAGAUGAAGAAAAAGUUGCUUUAGACGAAGCAAUAGACUUGGCAUGGACAAAUGAUGAGUUUGAUUGUCUCUUAGAUCUAAUUUCUUCUGAAGGAAGUCAUGAGGUUUACAAUUACCAGAAUUUAACGACCGGGCUAACACCACUUAUGGUCUUUGCUGGAAAGGGCAGGGUUAGCGAUGUCUGCAAGCUCCUUUCAUUUGGCGCUAACUGUACACUGAAGUCCAAAGAAGGUAUAACCGCAUUAGAAGUGGCUGAAAAAGAGAAUCAAAUUGAAACUGCUCAAAUAAUCAGGGAACAUGCAGAUAACAUCCAGUCCAAUUCUCAGCAAGCACAAGACUUACUUGAUAAGUAUAUGGCGACAAUGAAACCAGAAGAAGUAGAUGUGGGUCUUAUAGUGAAGUUAAUGAAGAAAAUAUGCAGCGAUUCAAAAGAUGGUGCCAUUCUUGUUUUUCUACCUGGGUGGGAGGAAAUCAGGAAAACAAAAGAGAAAUUGCUUGAGAAUCCCCAUUUUGCAGAUAGUGGUAAAUUCAGCAUUCUAUGUCUUCACUCACGGGUUCCGGCUGAGGAACAGAAGAAAGUUUUUGAUCGCCCCCGUCGAGGUUGUCGCAAAAUUGUGCUUGCGACCAAUAUUGCUGAAUCAGCAGUUACUAUCGAUGAUGUGGUUUAUGUGAUAGAUAGCGGCCGGAUGAAGGAAAAGAGUUAUGACCCUUUUAAUGAUGUGUCAACGCUCCAAUCUUCUUGGGUAUCAAAAGCAAAUGCAAAACAGAGGGCUGGUCGAGCAGGCCGUUGUCAACCAGGCGUUUGUUAUCAUCUAUAUUCUAAACUCCGGGAAGCGUCUUUGCCCGAAUAUAGAGUUCCUGAAGUUAAGAGAAUGCCAGUGGAUGAACUCUGCUUGCAGGUUAAGAUGCUGGAUCCGAAUUGCGACGUAAAUGAUUUCCUUCAGAAAUUGAUGGACCCGCCUGUUGCUCAAAGUAUUGCAAAUGCCUUAAUCAUCCUUAAAGAUAUUGGAGCGUUGACUCCUCAAGAAGAGCUGACAGAACUUGGACAGAAAUUUGGUCAGCUUCCAGUUCAUCCUCGGAUUAGCAAGAUGAUUUAUUUCGCCAUAUUAGUGAACUGUUUGGAUCCAGCACUUAUUCUGGCAUGUGCAGCCGACGAGAAGGAUCCGUUUAUCAUGCCCUUGUUGCCAGGUGAUAGAAAAAAAGCUAAUGCCGCAAAACAUGAACUUGCAUCACUUUAUGGAGACCAUAGUGAUCAUCUUGCAACUGUCGCGGCUUUUCAGUGCUGGAAAAAUGCAAAAGAAAGUGGUCGAGCUAACGAGUUUUGUUCGAAGUACUUCAUCUCCCAAAUUGUCAUGAAGAGGCUGGAUGAUCUGUGUCGCAAGCUUCAGGGAGAACUUAAAAGACAUGGGGUCAUCCCUAGCAGUUCAAACUGUAGCCUGAAUGCUCAUGAUCCGGGUAUUCUCCGUGCUGUUAUAGCAGUAGGAUUGUACCCUAUGUUGGGAAGGAUGUGCCCAGUUUGCAAGAACCAGACAAGAUCUAUAGUAGAGACUAUUACUGGAGCCAAAGUUCGUGUGCCCUCGCUAUCAAACAAUGUCGACAUGUCCUCUACCAAGUAUGACGAAGCUUUAAUUGUUUUUGAUGAGAUUACUCGAGGAGAUUGGGGUGUGCAGAUAAGAAGCUGCACUGUUCUUCCCACUUUACCUUUGUUACUUUUUUCAAGAGAGAUAGCCGUGUCUCCUACAGAGAGCUAUGAUGCUGAUAAGAGUGACGACGAGGAAGACCACGUAGUAGAAAAUGUAGGAGACACGAUGGACAUAGAUAAAGAAGGUGUUAGGGCUGCAGAGAAAGUAUUGCUUGCGCCCGAAAAUUCAGUAAAGGUAAUAGUGGAUCGGUGGCUGCCUUUCAAGGUUACAGCUCUUGAAAUUGCUCAAAUGUACAUCUUGAGAGAGAGGCUAAUGGCGUCCAUAUUGUUCAAGGUUAAACAUCCAAAGGAAAAUAUGCCGCCUCAUCUCGGUGCUUCUAUGUAUGCAAUAGCUUGUAUUCUCUCAUAUGAUAGCCUCGCUCGAUCUUCGGUUCAAACUGUAGCUGUGCAACCUAUUGCUUCAGUGCCAAAUGCAACGAGUCCCAAAGAUGACAUACCUUCCGCUAACCCCAAUGAGCUUCAGGAGCAUGACCCGAAAACUACUCCAAUGGGGUCAAAGCUAGCCAACAAGUUGGGUUUGGGUAAUAUGGAAGAGAGCGUGCCUUCAAAUCUCGCUGAUAGGAAUGAGCAACCUGACCCAAACACUGCUCGAGUGGAAGAUGUUUCAGCGGCUACACAACAAAAGAAGAUACAGUCAGAGUCCAAAAGGUGCAAGUCGCCCAACAAUGUGGAUUUGGGGAACAUUGAAGAGAACUUGGGGAGCAUGAAAGUGAACACUCCUUCUGAUCUGGCUAAUGGGAAUGAGCAAAAAGACCCUAAGUCAGUCUGCAAGUUGGAUCUGGGUAGGGAGAAAGAGAGCAUUCCUUCUAAUCUCGCCCAUGGAAACGAGCAACGUGACCCAAACACUUCUCAAACGGAAGAUGCUUCAGCGGCUAAGCAACCAGAAAAGAAGCGAUCAAGGUCCAAAAGACGCAAAUCAGGCAACGAUAUGGAUUUGGGGAUGAUGGAAACUAGCAAGCCUUCCGAUCUGGCAAAUGGGAAUGAGCUAACAGAGCCUAAGUCAGCCAACAACUUGGAUUUAGGGAAUAUGGAAGACAACAUACCUUCUGAUCUGGCUAAGGAUAAUGAGCAAACGGAGCUUAAUCUACCUAACAAAUCUAAUUAUGGUAACAUGGAAGAGAGCUUGCCUUUCAAUCUUGCUAAUGUGGAUGAACAACCUGACCCAAGCAUAAUGGAAGCUGCUUCAUCGGCUAAACAACCAAAAAAUAAGCGAUCAAGGUCCAAAAAGCACAAAUCCGACAACAAGUUGGAUUUGGGAAACAUUGAAGAGAACACGCCUUCUGAUCUGGCUAAUGGGAAUGAGCGAAAAGAGCCUAAGUCAGUCAGGCGGUUGGAUCCGGGCAAAGAGAAAGAGAGCAUUCCACUGAAUCUUGUCAGUGGUAAUGAGGAACCUGACUCAAACACUGCUCCAGCGGCUAAGAAACCAAAAAGGAAAAAACGCAAAUUAGCUAACAACUUUGAUUCGGGUAACAGUAUGGAAGAGAAAGUACCUUCUACUGAUGGGCAACAAGAACAAUGCGGUGAAAAAACAGAGCGAAAGUCAGGGAACAAGUCAGAAAAAGUGAGCGUACCUUCCAAUCCAGUGUGACGCAAACGCUGCACCAACUGAAUCUGCACUAAAAGAGAACCAUUAGGAAGCGAAACAGAAAGUCAAGCCAAGAAGGUUACUCGCAAGGACAAACAAGAAGAGAAGUAGCAUGCCCAUUACACUUUGGUGUUUUGAUGAGCAUUUAGGUGUUUUUUCCAUACACCGAAAAAUUCAAAUGGUACUUACCAUAGGUGUAAUAGAGACUAUGAAAAUUCAACGAUUUUGUUAGCUUAUUACUGUUGUACUAGUAGAUGAUUUGUAGUUAUUCUCACUGAGUGCUGCCAUUAUACGCAUGUAUGUAACUGAAAGGAGGAAAGCCAUUAUUAAUCAAUCUUUUUCGGGUU